Messenger RNA from Cicer arietinum (chickpea), 2921 nucleotides. NCBI's taxonomy places the organism in Eukaryota, Viridiplantae, Streptophyta, Magnoliopsida, Fabales, Fabaceae. The record is from RefSeq and is a predicted model, not a curated record.
UUUUUUUUAAUUUAUUUAAAAAAAAUAAAAAAAAAUUGUUCGUGCAAGUUGAAGUGAGAUAGGAAAGCAGAGUCUGGAAAGAAAAGGAAUCCCAACUCAACGCUAUUGAACUGAAAAACGCUCCCAAUAAUCUCUUCCUGCUCAUUUCUCGUUUUGGUUUGCUAAAUAAACAUGACAUUGGAUCAAGCCUUGAAUGCAUCAUAAGUGGUGGAUAGAAGAUCCUAGAGAAGGUCAAACAUCUGCGUGUUUGAGUUUGUUGAGCUGGAGGGUUCGUGACAAGUAUGCUGACCUAUUGCUAAUGCUCGGUGACAGAUCUUGGAGAUAAUUGAAGAAUGUGUACUCGGAUAAUGUGAACCAUUCUAUAGUUUUUUAUUGAUGAUUUCACUAUCUGGACUUAACUAGACAUUUUCAUUGCUGUACUGAUGUGCUUUUGGUCUGUAGCAUAAUCUUAUAAGCAGGCUGUUUUGCAAUCCAAGUUCAGAAGUGCUAGGGAUGCAGAAGUGGCUUGGUCGUUAUUAAUAAGACUUCAGGAACACUGCCCUUGAUAAACUUAUUGUUGAUUGCUGGUUGGUGUAGCUGAUGUUACUGUUAAUGUGAAGUGUAUAGAAUACAGUCCUUGUUAAAUGUUUGAAGAUAAUGUGUGGGAUGAAUUUGAUCAGAAUGAUGAUCUCAUAGUCCCCGGUUCUGAUAGCCAACACAAUAAUCAGUUUGAAAUACAAGGUGAUGGCCGUAAGAAAUCACUUCACCGAUUACAUGGUAUGAGGAUUUGUGAUUUUGUAAGUAGCUAUGGUACUCUGGGUAAAGAGGAAUUAUACUUGCAAAAUAUGACCAAAAAAGAAAGAAUGCCAGAAAAGGACUCAUGGUCUAACACACCUGAAGGUGUAUUUUCUCCAUGUGAUGGCGACUCAUACAAAGAAGCAAAAAGGCUAACUUUAGAUGAUACAGGAACAUCUGACCACUGUUUCAAGAGCAGCAAUAUAGAUUCUGGUGGUAGCGAGCUUGGUGCAGAUGAUAUCAUCAUGGAAGACAAGUGUGUGGUGGAAGAUGAUAGUGCGUGUCAAUAUCCAAUAAAUCACACAUCUCAAGCUGAUAAUGAACUCAGUUUUCUUGAUAAUGAUGGGUGGCUGGAUAUAGGAAACUUUGAAGAUGUUGACCCUUUAAGUUGUGAUUUAACUUUUGGAAUGGAGAGUCUCGAUAAUGAAGAGGAGUUCUGCUGGCUUUCUUCUUCACAUGGUGCUGAAGGUUCUGAUGAUGCAUUGAAGUCCGACUUCAAGUUUUCAUGUGCAGAAAUAAGUCCAUUGAAAAAUACAUCAGAAUAUAAUAUGCAUUCCAAUGAAAGUAUUGAAGUUCUUCCAAUCAAUGGUUCAAACAAAAAGUCAUCACCUUGUGAUAAGACGAUAAGAUCUCAAAUGGAUGUGGAUGACAAUGGUGUUUCUGCUUCAUCAUCAAUACUCAGUGAAUCAGGCACAAAAUCUGGUCAUCAAGAUGCCUUGGUGUCCAAAGAAAAGUUGCAGAAGAAGCUGCCAAAGUCAUCAGCAGGAAGGCGAAAAAAUGGUUACCAAGAAAAUGACAAUUCUAUUCAUCCUUAUACUCCUCCUGAGCUAUAUGCAGAUGUAAAUCAGUGGUUUGGACUUGGAGCCUCUUCUAGUGGAGUUACUUCUCUUGAUAGUAACCAGAGUCAUAAGCAAAACACAGAUUCUGAUUCUUUAGGCUGCAUACUGACACAAAUUCCUUUAACGCACCCAGACUUUAGUCAUGCUCCAAAUCACACUUCCCUCUCUUCGACUUUCUCUGGACCAAGAGGUGGGCAUGAUGGACAUCUGUUUCCUUCUCUUAUAGAACCGUCUUAUGCUUCAAAUAUGGAGAGUUCUCAUGGUCAUUCUUUGGAGGCUGCUUCCUUGCAAACAAAUGAGAAGAGAGAAAAAUUUCAUAGCCAUGAUGAACACCUCUUAAGUAGGAGUUUCAUAAAUGAAAGAAAGGAAAAUAAAAUGCCAUUUCACAGUGCAGGUUCUUCUAAGCAGGUAGCUCAUCAGUUUGAAAACGAAAAUGAAGGUCAUAGUGAAGUUCGAGAGGUUAGUCUAGGAUUUUCAUCAGAAAUAGGCUCAUCAACUGUACAGGAAAGCUCACCCAUAAGCUCUGCUCUGAACCAAAACUCGCUUGAAGCAAACAGCUUUUGCCACCUCCAACAGGCAUUGGAUCAGUUGGAUAUUAGAACCAAAUUGUGCAUAAGGGACAGUUUAUACCGAUUAGCUAAGAGUGCUGAGCAAAGACAUAACAAUUCAAACGCAAAUGCUUGCGUUGGAGAUGGUACUGAAGCAUGCAAAGACAGAAUGGCACAGGAUGCAAGCAGGUGUACGGGGCUCAUGGAUAUGGAAACCAACACAAAUCCUAUUGACCGGUCUAUAGCACACUUAUUGUUUCACAGACCCACGGAUCCAUCAACGCUGCUUCCAGACGAUAUUGCACCUUUCAAAUCCCAUGCCACGAUACAUGGAUCCAUGAUCGUUCCACCAGUAAAGGCUGAGAAACAGGUGUGUCAGGAAGAUUCUUCUACCGGUGUAGAAAAAAAUCUUUUAGGGGGUAACACCUAGUGAAUGUGAAACCAGCUUUGGCACAUUAUGCUGUGUAAUUUAUGCUUUUUGAUGCCAUGAUGUAUAAUUAUUUCGGGCUUACUUGGAUCUCAUUUUUAAUUUGUGAUCCAUUUUUGCAUUGAAUGCCAUGACACUGAUGUACAAUUGUAAUUUGUAACAUGAUACUGAUGCACAUUUUACAUCUGCACUGAUCAUAAGGGAGCAACAAUAUGAUGCAUAGUAAUGUUGCGCUCACAAUUAUUUUCAUGCAAAAAGAUCACAAUAAUCUUGUGCUGGCGGUGGUCAGUCAUCAAUUUAUUUGAGACUAACAUUAUUAGAUUGUACUUGUCC